AUGACACCCAAUCCCACUCAAGGAGCCUGUUACCCCCUCCGCUCCCCCUGUCCUGCCAUUUCUCUUUCCUUUGUGAUGCUGGGGGAGCACAAAACGACGGAGGAGCUGUACGCCAUAAAGAUCCUGAAGAAGGACGUGGUGAUCCAGGACGAUGACGUUGAAUGCACCAUGGUGGAGAAGAGAGUGUUAGCGCUGGCUGGAAAACCUCCGUUCCUCACACAGCUGCACUCCACCUUCCAGAGCAUGGACCGUCUGUAUUUUGUCAUGGAAUACAUAAACGGAGGAGAUCUCAUGUAUCAGAUCCAGCAGGUCGGCAAGUUCAAAGAGCCCCACGCUGUAUUCUACGCUGCCGAGAUAGCCAUUGGUCUGUUUUUCCUGCAUCUAAAGGGCAUCAUCUACAGAGACUUGAAGCUGGACAAUGUGAUGCUGGACUGCGAGGGUCACAUUAAGAUAGCAGAUUUUGGCAUGUGUAAAGAAAAUAUGAAUGACGGCGUCACUACCAAGACCUUCUGUGGAACACCGGACUACAUAGCUCCUGAGAUCAUAGCCUAUCAACCUUAUGGAAAGUCUGUGGACUGGUGGGCCUUUGGAGUCUUGCUCUAUGAGAUGCUAGCUGGACAGCCUCCAUUUGACGGUGAAGAUGAGGAUGAGUUAUUUCAGUCCAUUAUGGAGCAUCACGUCUCCUAUCCCAAGUCAAUGUCCAAGGAGGCUGUCGCUAUCUGUAAAGGGCUGAUGACGAAGCACCCAGCGAAGCGGCUGGGCUGUGCACCCGAGGGCGAGAGGGACAUCCGGGAGCACAGCUUCUUCCGCUACAUGGACUGGGAGAAACUGGAGAACAAGGAAGUUCAGCCGCCGUUCAAACCUAAAGCCUGUGGCCGGGAUGCCGAGAACUUUGAUCGGUUUUUCACGCGCCACCCGCCGGUGCUGACCCCUCCCGAUGAGGAAGUGAUUGAGAACCUGGACCAGGACGAGUUCCAGGGAUUCUCCUUUAUCAACCCCGAGUUCCCCGGAGCUGAUGUUGCCUCACCUGCCGCCGAGCAGGCUUGACUUCAGCUCAUGGACACAUGCACACACACACAAAUAGAUACACAAGCAUUUCCCCCAGUAUCCAACCUGUAUACCCUGGAAAACACACACACACACACACACGAAUAUUUAUCCACUUAAAAAUCCUGGAAAUGAUGUGUACUGCAACAGGAAGCAAGAAGCCAUGACUUAAACAUACAUCAAAUACACAAACAUAUGUAGACUUCACACUGCUGCAACCGGGACGAUGUGUUGGCCUCUUCUGGAAAUGGCCUAGAUGCAUUAUCACUCUAGUGCAGUGUCUCAACUAUCAUUAAAACGGAGAAAUGUAGAUGCUUCAAAGUGGUCAAAAUGUAAUUUUUUGGCUAAUUAUGAGCCGUUGACUUUCUCAAAGCUUAGUUUUUGAGAAAAAUUGAUGUUUUACUCAACUUGUGGCUCACAGUGUGGACAAAUGACAAUCAUUCACCAGGAUCAGACUAAGGAUUAGAAAAUGAAUGGUGCCCCUACAAAUUUCCUAAAAUUCGACAUUUGACGUUGAUAAUUAAAAAUGAGUCUUAAAAAGUGUUUCUGCUUUGUUAAAACUGCAGAUAAUUGAAACCUUAUACAGAUCAUUCAGGAUACUCACAGCACACACACCAUUCACAUGUAACAUAGCUUCAGCAUUUCAUUUUAUUACUUACUUUUCUUUUGUGGAAGAUUGUGAUUUAACUUUUCUUUUACUCAUUCCAGUUCAAUCAGAGUUGGGCCUGUACUUCUGAUGUGCUUAUUAUUCAAUGUGUAAUAAUAACAGCGUAUGUACAUUUAUCUUUAUCUUAGCUAAAACUGGAAUGCUUCACAUACUUGUGCAUGAGUUUCUAUAUCAAUAACAGCCCCGGACUUUGUCUCCCAGCAGCAUUUUAACAUCUUAUCUCUGCACCACUCUGCUGCCAUGCGUGGCUGUUUUUCAUGGUUUUCAAAAUGCAUAUUCAAGAAACAUAUUUGGUGUAUGGUUUUAACCAAAGUGGAAGAUUUGUGCCAAAAAAGACCACAUAUAUCGGAUGUUCUAUGUGUCCUCUUUGUUGUUGCAGCACUGGGAUCAUGUUGGUAAAAUGCUGUUGGGAAAUGUAGUCCUAUAGGCUUUUGAGUCCGUCGAAUAGAUAGAUAAUACUACUUUGUAUACUCUCCUUUUCUGUUAACUAGUAUAUAAGCAACGAAAGAGACUAGCAUUAUUUGUGUUUGUUCAAAAGCAUGAUUCAGAUACCCGGGCGUUUGUUUACAGCAGUGUGUGCACAUGAAUGUUUCAUAAUGUGUGUGAAUGAGAACUGUGUAUGGAAACGCACGGUAAAGCAUUUUUGUACGUGUGUCAAUGCAUGCCUUGCCUGGCCUUGCGUUAACAUUUGUAUUUAUGGUGAAUAUCCACUUGACUUCCAACCAGUGGCUCCACAAGUGGCCGAAAAGAAAAAGCACUUUUUGAACAUUAAAGCAUGUAAACAUGUCUCACUAGAGGCACACAAUACAAUUAUGGACGUGAAAAGGAGAAUGAUAUGUCCUCUUUAAAGCAAGCUGUGUACAAAUUAGUAUGCAUGUGUUUGAACACAGUUACGUCCAGUACUGCAAAUUACACCUUCAUACUAGAGAUGUUUUCGAUGGCCUGGAAAUCAAAUUAAACCCAGAUUCUGCUUUUUUCAAAUGCAGGUUUAGUACCUGAAAUCUCCAAACAGUAGGCCUGGAAAGGGUGUCUGGUCUGCGUCAAAAAUAAGGCCACUAGCUAGAUUUCAAACAGCGGACCAACAACCAUGCAGCUUGACCUCUGAUCCAGUUCUUUGGUGGAAUAAGGCCUCACUGUGAUUGGUGUUUUUCAAGUAGCCCUCUGCAUGCACAAUUUCCAUCCUAACUACAGCUGCUGCAAACGAGAACACAGGUUAAAGCUAGGCCGUGUGUGUGUGUGUGUGUGUGUGUGUGUGUGUGUGUGUGUGUGUGUGUGUGUGUGUGUGUGUGUGUGUGUGUGUGUGUGUGUGUGUGUGUGUGUGUGUGUGUGUGUGUGUGUGUGUGUGUGUGUGUGUGUGUGUGUGUGGUCUCUUGUUUUCCCUAGCUAGCAAUAAUCAUGUUGACAGGAAGGCAGAAUCCGUAAUGAACCAACCUUUAGUUUAGAACGCUCCGGUUAGGACUUUAAUUUAUUCACAUGCAAAAGGCUGUGAGGUUAUGAGGCUUAUUGGCGGGUUUAUUUACGCGGCCAGAGAGAAAGGCAGCUGAGACACUUCAGUGCUGCUAACAUAGUGUGGAAGUGGCUGAAGUGCUUCCUCACAUCACACUCCUCGGGACAUCAGGUGAGUUUUUUCUGCAGGUUUGCUGUUGGUUAUCAUCAGCACUACUUGCAUGACACUUUACAGUAUCUACGAUUACGCUGCAGUAUCAUGCACUUAAUUCACUUGAAAAAAACAGUUAUCUGUCAUGCUAGCAGGAGUGGGAGUCUCUUAGGUUUCCACAUGUAGACAAUAUCAUGCAACAUUGUUAAUAAAAGACAAUAUGUGGGCCAGAUGGUAAGGGUUAGCAGAAAGCUGAGGGAGCUACGGCCUGGUUCCAGAUGGGAAUGGCACUGCUUUUUGAUGGCAUUCAGACCUUUUUCUGUGGAAUUAUUGAACGUGAUUGGGUUAAUUGGUGCUGGGGAGUCACUGAUUUAGGUACUAACAUCUGGAUAAAGUUGGUCGUGUCUGUUAUCUAAGUCUUAAACUUUAACUGCUGAUGAGUUCAGCACAGAAGAGCAGCCUUAGCAUUUUCAAAGAGUCUGGAAGUGAAUGUGUUUUUAUGACUUCCAUUAUCUGCGUUUUUACCUUCAUUGGUAUGUAUUACAGUCAGUGUCUCCUGUAUUAUGAUAACAACAAAUACCUAUAUAUAUAUAUAUACUUAUACAUAAGCAUAUACAACUGUGUCAAAUGUUGAUAUCUACACCAUGUGGUCAGUAUUGUAAAAGACGAGAGGAGAAGUUUUCUCUUUUUGCAUCUACGACUCUUUACUGGGAAGUCAAAUGGACUGCAUGAAAAUUGCUUUUGUUUAUUAGUUAGGAUUUAUAUACAUUUAGCAUAUUAGGGUGAUUCAUGUUUUCUGUGUGCGCAUUGCUUCAAGGUGGGAUCAAAGCUACUGUAGCGUGUGCUAUAUGGGAUAAUAAUACACCUCAAGAAAAGAAAAAAAAAUGUUUCUCAAAAUGCUUUCCAUGUGCCAAAAUGAUUUUGUCUGUUUGUUUGUUAACCAACAUAGACAGGCAUACACAAAAUAAAGGAUUUAAAAUA
Molecule: messenger RNA, 4292 nt
Organism: Notothenia coriiceps (black rockcod)
Lineage: Eukaryota; Metazoa; Chordata; Actinopteri; Perciformes; Nototheniidae
Product: protein kinase C beta type-like
Exons: 9
Coding region: 1-1047 (348 amino acids)
Biological process (GO): protein phosphorylation
Molecular function (GO): protein serine/threonine kinase activity; ATP binding
Source: RefSeq, a predicted model, not a curated record